Molecule: messenger RNA, 669 nt
Organism: Prorocentrum cordatum
Lineage: Eukaryota; Dinophyceae; Prorocentrales; Prorocentraceae
Source: the annotation of a GenBank genome assembly
AGCAGGCGCACCCAGCCCUCGCCGUGGAGGCCGCCAGGGCGCGGGUCAACCUGGGGGCCAUGCUCUCCCGUGCUGGCCGCCACCUCGAGGCGCAGAUGGCGGUGAAGGACGCGCAGCGCUGCCUGAGCGGCGUGCUUGCCUGGGCCGAGGACUGUGGCCCGGGAGACCCGGGCGUGGAUCCGAUCGCCGAGGAGGCGCGGGCGCUGCGGUGCGCGGCGGUGCUGGCCGAGGCCAUCGAAAUGGAGCAGCUGCUGGCGCAGGCGCCUAAUCCCGCGCAGCAGGGCGCCUAUGACCAGCCGCCGCGGCAGGAGGACGCGGCCAGCGCCUGCCUGCAGGCCUACGCGUGGGCCAGCGAGCUGGCGGCGGAGCAGCUGCCCAAGACGCACCCCGUGGCCGCCGUGGCGCAGCGCCUCCACAGGCUCAGCGCGAAAGUGAACCAGCAGACGGUGCUCCCCCCGCUGGACAAGUCGGGCGCGCGCGGGCGCGAGGCCGGGAUGGCGGGCUCCCAGACGGGCGUCUACCCGCGGGUCGCCGUGGCGCAGCAGGACCAGCAGGGGAGCAGCGCGCCGCCGGCGGAGCCCGCGCCCACGUUUGCGAGGUCCCACGGCCGCGAAUCCCCUGGGGGCGGCCAGGACGGGCCUGCGCCCGCAGACGCCGCAAAGGAGCCGC